GCCGCGCUCGGCCGAGCUCGCGCCGCGGGGCGGCUGCCGGCUGAGCCAUGGAAGUCAGCCUGGCCCGCGUGGACUACCUGCAGGUGGGCGUCACGGCGCAGAAGACCAUGAGGCUGCUCCCCGCGUCGGGCCGCAGGGCCACCCAGAAGGUGGUGGUGGGCGAUCAGGACGGAGUGAUUACCUGUUUCGGCAUGAAAAAGGGGGAACCUGUGACGGUGUUCAAAACACUGCCUGGCCCCAAAAUCGCACGCCUGGAGUUGGGAGGAGCUCUUAACACACCCCAAGAGAAAGUCUUUGUGGCCACGGGAUCAGAAGUCAGAGGUUUCACAAAAAGAGGGAAGCAGUUCCUCUCCUUUGAAACUAACCUCACUGAAGACAUCAAAGCUAUGCACAUUUCAGGAGCAGAUCUCUUUCUUUGUGCAAGUUAUAUCUAUAACCACUACUGCGACUGCAAAGACAAGCACUACUACCUAUCAAGAGAUAAAAUCAAUGAUGUUCUCUGCCUUCCUAUAGAUAAAGUGAAUUGCAUUACCCCAGUGCUUGCGUGUCAGGAUAGAGUCCUCAGAGUUUUACAGGGAUCUGAUCUACUGUAUGAAGUAGAAGUUCCUGGACCACCUACUGUUCUUGCUUUAAACAAUGGAGAUGGAGGUGAUUCUGGAGAAGAAAUUGUAUAUGGAACUUCUGAUGGCAAACUGGGGCUUAUCCAGAUUACUGGUUCUGCAUCUGUACCUAAGUGGGAAAUUGACAAUGAAAAAAAGAGAGGAGGUAUCUUAUGCAUUGAUAGUUUUGACAUUCUGAGAGAUGGAGUGAAAGAGUUACUCGUUGGGCGAGAUGAUGGAGUGCUGGAAAUCUACAGCUUUGAGAGCGCAGAUGAUCCCGUCCUUCGGUAUGAUUAUGUUUUAUCAGAGAGCAUUUCAUCAAUCCAGGGUGGCUGUGUAGGAAAAGAUGGUUAUGAUGAAGUUUUAGCAUGCACAUAUUCAGGCUGGCUGACAGGACUGACUACAGAACUUGCCUAUAGAGAAGGUGGAUCAGGUGAAGAGCUAAAACUAAGUCAAGAAAUGCAGAGCAAGAUUUCAUCCUUGAGGAAUGAAGUGGAACACUUACAGAUGAAAGUACUUGGAGAACGUGAAAAGUAUCAGCAGUCUUCUCAGUCCAGUUCUGCUGUUUCAUCAAUACCUGCAUUCAGUGUGAAUGAUAAGUUUACAUUAAAUAAAGAUGAUGCUAGCUACAGUCUCAUCUUGGAGGUGCAAGCAGCUAUAGAUAUUAUCCUGGUGCAGAGUGAUGUCCCUGUAGACUUGCUGGAUGUGGAUAAAAAUUCUGCUGUUGUUAGUUUUAGCAACUGCGAUUCUGAUCCAAAUGGCAACUGUCUCCUUGCCACUUACAGAUGCCAAGCAAAUACUACAAGACUUGAACUUAAGAUUCGAUCAAUUGAAGGACGAUAUGGGACACUUCAAGCAUAUGUAACUCCAAGAAUUCAACCAAAAACCUGCCAAGUUUAUCAAUACCAAAUUAAACCCCUUUCUCUGCAUCAGAGAACUCAUGCUAUUGACCAUGACAGGCCAAUGAAUACACUGAUGCUCAAAGGACAAUUCAGUUUUGCUGAAAUUCACUCUUGGGUUGUCUUUUGCUUGCCUGAAGUCCCUGAAAGGACUCCACCUGGAGAGAGUGUCACCUUUUAUUUUCAAAACACCUUCCUGGGUACCCAGCUUGAAAGUACUUACAGAAUAGGUGAGGGAUGUUUCAAGUCUGACAAUAUUUCUACAAUAUCCAUCCUAAAAGAUGUACUUUCCAAAGAGGCUACUAAAAGGAAGAUCAAUCUCAACAUAUCAUUUGAUAUAAAUGAAGAAUCUGUGAGGCAUACGUUAAAGCUCAUCCACCCCAAAUUAGAGUACCAGCAGCUGUUGGCCAAGAAGGUUCAUUUAAUAGAUGCUUUGAGAGACAUGUACUUCAGUUACCUAGGAGACAGCUUCCUUGAAGAAAAUUCCUAUUGGUGCUGUAUCAUUAUUGUAUAACGUGGGAUUACUGACAGAUGUUGAGGAUGCAUAAGUCAAACAGUAUAAGGCAGCCAGCUUUGCCAUUUUACGUUCUUCUUGCUACUGUUAUUUUCCAGUUCCAUCUUCAUCUCUCUGCACUAACCUUUUAAAGUGUUUUAGCUCUAGAUAUGAUGGUCCAUGCCAGAUGAGACUUCUUGCUUUGGACUGUCAUCCCAGUGUGUCAUCGUUUCUGAAGCUUCUCUAUUCAUAAUUAAUCUCUGCCUAAUCUCUUCAAUGGUUAAUCUCUGAGAGAUGUCACUUUGUCAGCUUGUCUGAGUUUUUGAAUUUCUCCAACAGCCAGGAUUUUAUAAUCCAGAACCUGCUGUAAUCUUUUGUUGUGUUUUCUGGAGGGAAGAGGGGGGAUAAAAAUGGACUCCUUGCCCUUUUGUGGAAUCAAAUGCUGGUUUUAGACCUCUUUUAUCAGCAGAAAAACUUCCAGUGAGCACAGUGAUCUGACAAUUGUUGGGAGCACUUUAGGAGUGUGUAGAACAUUUUGCUAAGUAUAGCGAUGCCUUUUAUGUUCAGACUGUUAAUGUGUUAUGCUUUCUAGGAAUUUCCUUAUUCUAAAGCUGAAGUGUGGUGAAGGCUUUUAGCCUUUAUUAGGCUUCGUUCUGUAAGGGCUGAGCUGUGGAGGAUUUUGUAAAUCUAAUGUAUGAAGUGACAAGCAGCAUCUGAUGUUCUGUUAGAAGAUCUAAAAGAGGCUCUUUGAAAAUAGCUCUUCCUAGUUUAGAAGGGGAUUGUCUUGCUUCUGAAAUGCUUCCUCCUGUCAAACCCAAGCUUAAUUUCUUUAUACUUUUAUGUUCUUAAGCUACCUAACUGCCUUUGAUUUUUAUGAUGUAAAAUAUCUUUGAGGAAUUACAAGUUCAGGAAGGAAACGUGGACUUCUUGGUGCCAGAAUACCGCAGUAUUUUGGAAGAGGCAGAUCAACUGCUUGAGGAAUACAA
Molecule: messenger RNA, 2977 nt
Organism: Lagopus leucura (white-tailed ptarmigan)
Lineage: Eukaryota; Metazoa; Chordata; Aves; Galliformes; Phasianidae
Gene: BBS7
Product: Bardet-Biedl syndrome 7
Exons: 18
Coding region: 48-2012 (654 amino acids)
Biological process (GO): non-motile cilium assembly; intracellular transport; intracellular protein localization
Cellular component (GO): ciliary basal body; BBSome; membrane
Molecular function (GO): protein binding
Source: RefSeq, a predicted model, not a curated record